AUGAGCAGCAAGGAGAGAUCGCCAUCACCAGAAUUCGAUCCGCUUGCGUUCGGCGAGGACUUGGCGCCUCUCCCUGAAUACAAGGCGGCCGGAACCACGGAAGUGGAUUUCGCGGGCCUCCUGGGCGAACCUCUCAAACUUCAUGAAGACCUGAAGUCGGGAUGCGGAGGCCAACUCUGGCCUGCCGGUAUGGUACUGGCCAAACAUAUGUUGCGGUACCACCGGGAGAGGCUGCAGAGUGCCAGAAUACUCGAGUUAGGCGCUGGUGGCGGGGUUGUCGGACUCACUGUCGCGAGAGGCUGCGCGAGCCUUGAUCAUCCCCUGUACAUCACUGACAUGGUGGAAAUGGAGUCGCUCAUGCAGCACAACAUCACCUUGAAUGGCCUCGAUGAUCGAGUAAGAGCAAGAGUUCUCAACUGGGGUCAAUCACUCUCAGAUGAGAUUCUCGAUCUCAAGCCCGACAUCAUUCUCGCGGCUGACUGCGUCUACUUCGAACCCGCAUUUCCGCUGCUUCUGCAGACGCUGCAAGACUUGAUCGCGUUAGUACCCUCUGCCACCAUCUUCUUUUGUUUCAAGAAGAGGCGGCGAGCCGAUAUGCAGUUCCUCAAGGCUGCCAGGAAGGCAUUCACCGUGACUGAAGCUGUGGAUGAAGACCGGCCCGUGUUCAGCAGAGAGAACCUGUUUCUGUACACCUUCAGUCAGAAGAAAUGA
Chaetomium strumarium is the source of this 711-nucleotide messenger RNA. RefSeq names its product putative methyltransferase-domain-containing protein. Gene Ontology annotation, biological process: peptidyl-lysine methylation. The record is from RefSeq and is a predicted model, not a curated record. Gene Ontology annotation, cellular component: cytosol; cytoplasm. Bases 1 to 711 code for a protein of 236 amino acids. The transcript is spliced from 3 exons. Gene Ontology annotation, molecular function: protein-lysine N-methyltransferase activity. NCBI's taxonomy places the organism in Eukaryota, Fungi, Ascomycota, Sordariomycetes, Sordariales, Chaetomiaceae.